CGUCGACACUAUCUCACCGACGGACGAGAUCUUAUGGCAUUGCUGAUGCCGAGGCCCUGCAGCUGGAGACGUCAGGCCAGAUUUACGAUGAGUAAAUUCAUGAUAUCGUAAAAGCCUUCGUUCGAGAAAGGAAAGACGUUGAAGAAGCCUCCGCAGCGGCCGUUAACGUCGAUGACACAAGCGCGUUGUGCGAAUAAAACAAGAUGUAUUACAGAGGGCUCAACUGCUUCAGAGACAGGUCUAGAAACGGAUGGAUUCUCCGGAAACCUCAUCAGUUUGUUCUUCUCCACCGGUUUAUAUGAGAGGCUCUUUGCUUUGCAAAUCUCUCUCAGCACGCCUUUUGUUCAACCCUAGCCACCGCCGACCUCACCAGCUUUCAUGACCUCAACGAAUCCCUCAUCCGCCGGCCACAGGAAUAGUAUCCAAAAUGCGGGCAGCGGAACACCUCUGCAUGAUCAAGCGUCUAUACCCUACAGGACGAGCCGAGUGGCCGCUCCGAAUCGAGCGGACCUAAAGUGGAAACCAACCGGUCCUACGAUAGAGGAGCAAAUAGCCCAACGCAGCAGUUUUGGCCGCACUAUCUUCGACGCCAACCUCAAUGAAAUCACGGAGAAAAUAAACAACAUGGACGCGAACCUCAGCAAGAGACUGGAAGACAUGCAGAUGGGCUUGGAUACGAAGAUGGGCAAGUUCACGAAAGAAAAUGAAAGCCGUUUAGACCGCAUGUCGAAGAAGUACCAAGGGAAGUUGGGGAGCUUACCUCCGCAGACGGCAGGAAAGUCCGAUGGGAGAAUGUAGCAGUGCUUUGCGUUGUAGAUAUUUUCCCGUUCAAGGAAGCUCAUUACGAGGGAACAUCAUAGAAACCCCUCCCCUCCUCUUCUCCCCCGGAGAAAAGAG
Messenger RNA from Trematosphaeria pertusa, 897 nucleotides. RefSeq lists its product as uncharacterized. The transcript is spliced from 3 exons. The record is from RefSeq and is a predicted model, not a curated record. NCBI's taxonomy places the organism in Eukaryota, Fungi, Ascomycota, Dothideomycetes, Pleosporales, Trematosphaeriaceae. The coding region runs from base 379 to 798 and encodes 139 amino acids.